Molecule: messenger RNA, 3222 nt
Organism: Pseudomassariella vexata
Lineage: Eukaryota; Fungi; Ascomycota; Sordariomycetes; Amphisphaeriales; Pseudomassariaceae
Product: component of IIS longevity pathway SMK-1-domain-containing protein
Exons: 5
Coding region: 156-2777 (873 amino acids)
Biological process (GO): DNA damage response; protein dephosphorylation
Cellular component (GO): protein phosphatase 4 complex; nucleoplasm
Molecular function (GO): protein phosphatase activator activity
Source: RefSeq, a predicted model, not a curated record
GAACCAGCGCGCCAACAUUGGGAAAGCUGGCUGCGCUCACACUCCUCAGUCAGGCCGACACAGAACUAUCCCUCCAACAGCAUCUGGAUCUCGCGCCGGAUCUCCUGCAUUACAACCGCCUGGCCACCGAGGUGGAGUUGGAAGAACCGUUGACGAUGGCGGCACAGCCGGUGCCUCAUCCGUCGACGGAUAAGAAGCGUGUUAAGGUCUACGAGCUCCGAAAUAAUGACUGGUUUGAUCGGGGCACCGGGUUUUGCACCGCUGCUUUCCACCUGAUUGAAGAGGGCCAAAGAGAACCACGCGUUGUCGUCGAAUCCGAAGAUCAACCCGAUCGCGUGCUCCUAGAGACGAAGAUCUGUAAGGAGGAUGGCUUCCAUAAGCAGCAGGAGACCCUCAUCGUCUGGACAGAACCAUCCAAUGGCGUUGACAUGGCCCUCAGCUUCCAAGAGGCUGACGGCUGCACGAUGAUAUGGAGAUUCAUCAACAAUAUUCAACAACAGUUCCAGUCGGUAAUGGCCCCCGGAGACGAUAGUCUGUCCGACGAUCUUGCCAUGGACAUGCCGAACCCGGUUUCCCUGCCGGCAGCUACAAUGGGGAACCUCGACGAAAUCGAAUCGCAAAUGCGCAUGAUGAGCGGCACCGCCAAUGGUCGUGAGGCGCUGACGAAAUACGUCUUGAGCGAAGACUACAUUGGCAGGCUCAUCCCACUGGUUGGAGAUGCGGAAGACCUCGAGAGUUUGAACGAAUUGCAUCGCCUCUGCAACAUCAUGAAGAUAAUCAUACUUCUAAACGAUACCAGCAUUAUCGAACAUGCUGUAUCCGACGAAUGCGUCAUCGGCGUUGUUGGCGCAUUGGAGUACGAUCCGGAUUUCCCAAGCCACAAAGCCAACCAUCGUCAAUGGUUAGAGGACUCUGGCAGAUACAAAGAAGUUGUGCGGAUCGAGGACAGCCAGAUUCUCAAGAAGGUCCACCAAACCUACCGCCUCCAGUAUUUGAAGGACGUCGUACUUGCACGCAUCCUUGACGAUAACACCUUCUCGGUGCUCAAUUCCCUGAUAUUCUUCAACCAAGUAGACAUCGUGCAGCACUUGCAAGCAAAUGGCAACUUCCUUAGUGAGCUCUUCGACAUAUUCAAGUCUCCAGGCGAGGACUUGAAGCGGAAGAAGGAUGCCGUCUUGUUCAUACAGCAGUGCUGCGCAAUCGCUAAGAACCUGCAGCCUCCGGCGCGACAGACGCUCUACAACAACUUCAUUGCCCACGGCCUUUUGCAAGUUAUCAAUUUUGGCCUGCGCCAUAAUGAUGUUGCUGUGCGGGUUGGCGCAACGGACGUCUUGGUUUCCAUGAUCGACCAUGAUCCCCAGAUGAUUCGGCAAACGAUAUACCGUCAAAUUCACGAGAAGCAACCUCCAUUGACGGACUCUCUCAUCGAGUUGCUUCUGGUUGAGGUUGACUUGGGGGUCAAGUCUCACAUCUCGGACGCACUAAAAGUGCUGCUAGACCAAGGUCCGCCAAUGCAACCCGAGGUUUUCGCUAAAGCCAAUGGCGAAUAUGCUGCUCGGACUCAGAACAGGAUGCCCACAGCGGACCCCCAGCAAGAGCGGUUCCUAGAGCUCUUCUAUGAGCACUCGGCUGCCAAGUUGUUCAAGCCCUUGUUAGACUUGAAAGAUCGGGUGGCUAUGGACUUUACCGUCCAGCAAGCAUCCAUGUUCACUUACCUCAUCGAGAUCCUUUGCUUCUUCAUUCGACAGCACCAGCAUCGCAGUAAAUUCUUCGUCUUGAAUCACGACAUCGUCAAGCGUGUCGGCCAGCUGCUUGCUUGUCCCGAGAAGUUCCUCAAGCUCGUAACCAUUCGCUUUUUACGUCAACUGAUAGGACUCAAUGACGAGUUCUACAUCAAACACCUGUCAGAAAAGAGGGUGAUUGGUCCGAUCUUAGACGUCUUGAUGGAAACAAUGCCUCGCGACAACUUGCUCAGUUCGGCGUGUCUUGAAUUCUUCGAGUUCAUUAGGAAGGAAAUGAUCAAGGAUCUCAUCAAACACACCGUCGAGAACUAUCGUGACAAGCUACAGAGCCUCUCAUACGUGGAGCUCUUCCGCUUCCUCCUACAACGCUACGACCAGACCCGGGGGUUUACCGUAAACCUGGACUAUUUCUUGGAGUCAUCCGAUGAUGAUGUGGCGCGGAGAAGGACCAACGUCAAUCCUCGAGCCAAUGUUCAUCUCAUGGAGCACAUCAGCAUCGAUCAGGCCGAGGAGGAGUACUGGAACACGUCUGAUGACGAGGAUGACUUGCAAGCAAAGAUUGGCAAUCGCGCACCGCUCGUCAACGGGGGUUCGCCAAAUACCAAACUGGUCGAUUAUGCGUCGGACGAGGAAACUGACGAGGCCGUGGUUGCUGGAAGUAGUACCCUUGCAUCAAGCAAUACUGGGGAGGCCACGCCGGAGAAGACGGACAAUCAGGCACCAAAAUCCGAUGGUGUCACUUCUGCCAUUCCUCCGCCGGAACGGUUAUCGGAAAAGCGACGCCGAGAAGAAGACGGAGAGGAUGAGAUGAGCAAAUUGAUUCAGCACAAGCGUCGUAAUAGCACAUCGCCCAAUUCCAACGCGUCGAGUACGUCGGGCGUAAUCAAGAAGAAGAAGAGUGCCACAAGCGCUCGAGAUGCGGGUGGUGGCGGACCCAAAAUUGCCAUCAGUAUCUCUUCAUCGAUCAAGGCCGGGAGUGGACAGCCGGGAGUGGACAGCCUGGCAGCAGACAAGACCACGAGGCGUGAAGUAUAAGACCGUAAACUCACGGCCCCAGCAUGAGGAGAGCGUUAUUUCGGCAAAUUCCAACGACUAAGGGAAAGGAUGGACGGCGUUCUCCGGAGGAACUUUGGCAUUUCGUCAGGAAUAGACCCUAGACACUGGGGGUUUUGAACCGGGAGUGAGGGGCCUUAGGACGGAGAUUCAGGAGUGUUGCAAGAUGAUUUUGAGACUGAUAUUGGCGACAAUGGGUCCUUGUGCACGUACGCGCCAACGCACUUCAAAUAUCCAGCCAAAUGCAGGAUGUCAUGUACCACUACUACUAUCAUGGAGUAAUUUCCCCCGUUCGGACAGGGAGCUGGAGCGGCCUCGAGCGGUGACCAAGGUUGUUCUUGUAAAUCGAACAUGGAACUAUGCACUCUUUGUAGUGGCCACAUACUCUCAAAAUGGACACCAGGCAGUACUUUAUCCCUUUCAUCAU